AUGUCUAACACGGAUUUUCUCGGGCGGGCGAUCGACACUGUCAAGAAAGCGAUCGAGCUCGACACCGCAGGCUCCUACGAUCAAGCCUAUCAACAGUACUAUGCCGCGCUGGAACUGUUCAUGCUCGCCAUCAAAUGGGAGAAGAACGCCAAAUCAAAGGAGAUGAUCCGCGCAAAGGCGGGCGAGUACAUGGACCGGGCCGAGAAGCUGAAAGAACACAUCCAAGCGAACGAUUCGAGUAACCGCAAAAAGCCGGCCGCGAUGGGUGUCAACGGCAAAGCUGUCAACGGGGCCGGGAAGGGAGAGGCGGGCGACAAGGAUGAGGAGGAUGCAGACGCGAAGAAGCUGCGAGGGCAGUUAACGGGUGCCAUUUUGACGGACAAGCCGAACGUGAAGUGGGAAGACGUGGCGGGUCUCGAAGGCGCAAAAGAAGCAUUAAAAGAGGCGGUCAUCUUGCCCAUCAAGUUCCCUCAUCUUUUCCAAGGAAAGCGACAGCCGUGGAAGGGUAUAUUAUUAUACGGGCCCCCGGGGACGGGUAAAUCGUACCUCGCAAAAGCCGUGGCGACCGAGGCAAACAGUACCUUUUUCAGCGUCAGCUCUUCCGACCUGGUCAGCAAAUGGAUGGGUGAGUCGGAACGACUGGUAAAGCAGCUCUUCAACAUGGCGAGAGAAAACAAGCCCGCCAUCAUCUUCAUCGAUGAAGUCGACGCACUCUGCGGUCCCCGAGGUGAAGGCGAGUCAGAGGCGUCACGUCGUAUCAAGACGGAAUUGCUCGUACAAAUGGACGGCGUGGGAAAGGACUCUCGAGGGGUGCUGAUCCUCGGCGCCACGAAUAUCCCCUGGCAGCUCGAUGCCGCCAUCCGCCGACGAUUCCAGCGAAGAGUGCACAUCUCGUUACCGGACAAACCUGCACGGAUGCGCAUGUUUGAGCUUGCCGUUGGAGACACCAAGUGCGAGAUGAGCCCAGAUGAUUACAAGAAACUGGCAGAGAUGUCAGAGGGGUAUUCUGGCAGCGAUAUCAGCAUUGCCGUGCAGGACGCUCUGAUGCAGCCCGUACGCAAAAUUCAGACUGCCACACACUAUAAGAAGGUCACGGUCGACGGUGAAGAGAAAUUAACGCCAUGCUCACCAGGUGACGCGGGAGCGAUGGAGAUGACAUGGAUGGAAGUCGACUCCGAUAAACUGCUGGAACCCCCGCUGGUCGUGAAGGACUUUAUCCGUGCAAUCAAAGGUUCGAGGCCGACCGUGUCGCAGGACGACCUGAAGAAGAACUCGGAGUGGACGGCAGAGUUUGGCAGUGAAGGAGCAUAG
Molecule: messenger RNA, 1311 nt
Organism: Cladophialophora carrionii CBS 160.54
Lineage: Eukaryota; Fungi; Ascomycota; Eurotiomycetes; Chaetothyriales; Herpotrichiellaceae
Exons: 2
Coding region: 1-1311 (436 amino acids)
Biological process (GO): endosomal transport; vacuole organization
Molecular function (GO): ATP hydrolysis activity; ATP binding
Source: RefSeq, a predicted model, not a curated record